Calidris pugnax (ruff) is the source of this 2942-nucleotide messenger RNA. RefSeq names its product 2-oxoglutarate and iron-dependent oxygenase domain containing 3 (gene OGFOD3). The record is from RefSeq and is a predicted model, not a curated record. Lineage: Eukaryota; Metazoa; Chordata; Aves; Charadriiformes; Scolopacidae. The coding region runs from base 188 to 541 and encodes 117 amino acids. Gene Ontology annotation, cellular component: membrane. Gene Ontology annotation, molecular function: L-ascorbic acid binding; oxidoreductase activity, acting on paired donors, with incorporation or reduction of molecular oxygen; iron ion binding. The transcript has 5 exons.
CCAGGCAUCGAUUUUGGACUUGCACUCUGGAGCUCUUUCAUUGGGGAAGCAUUUUGUUAAUCUGUACAGGUACUUUGGGGACAAAAUUCAAGACAUCUUCACAGAAGAGGAUUUUGCAUUAUAUCGUGAUGUGAGACAGAGGAUUCAACAAAGGAUUGCUCAGGCCUUUGGUAUCAGCUCUGCUUCCAUGUACCUGACCAAGCCAACGUUCUUCUCGAGAAUCAACAGCACAGAAGCCAAGACAACGCACGAUGAAUACUGGCACCCACACGUUGACAAGGUGACUUAUGGCUCUUUUGACUAUACUUCACUGCUGUAUCUCUCUGACUACACUGAAGAUUUUGGUGGUGGACGGUUUGUGUUUAUGGAUGUGGGUUCCAACAAGACCAUAGAGCCCCGAGCAGGCCGGGUUUCAUUUUUCACCUCUGGAUCAGAGAACCUUCAUCGGGUGGAAAAGGUCCACUGGGGCACUCGCUAUGCCAUCACCAUCUCCUUCACUUGCAACCCAGACCAUGGCAUUGGGGAUCCAGUCUUGAUGUAACUCCUCCAGGGAUGGAAUAUGAGGUCAAAUGGAAUGAGAGAAGCCCUGCAAAAGGAGAGAAAAGAGGGAGAUGACAUCUCUUGUAACCUCACAUUCAAUUACAAUUUCCCAGCUGUAUUAAUAUAUUACAAUACACUUUGUUUUCACAUGUCCUUUCCCAUAAAUGUUGCAAACGGUGCCUUAAAGACCAUCUGAAAUUUGAUGUAUUCUGAAAAUGGUUUGUCUUCAUGUCCUGAAGGGAUAGGCCGCAAAGUAGAGUUCCAGAGUGGGCUCUCUUAAUUAUUUUUUUUUAAAACUCUUCAGUUUAAAAGAUACGAUCUUUUGGACUAUGUCCUGAUAUGACUCCCCGUGCUGUUGUUACCUGUUUAUUUAGUCUCUUCAGUUACAAGAUGAGUGUUAUUCUUCUGAACGUACCUUCUGUUGAGAGGAAUGUAUUCUCCGUAGGGUGGGCAUUAAUGGGCAAUACACCUGUGGUUUGACUACUGGGACUUGAAUUCUUUUUUAAUGAAUUACUGCAGACAUUUUCUGCUACAAAUGCGGACUAGUUAAUACAAAGGCAGAAAUACAGUUCUUGGGUUGGCCAGAAAGCCUAUUGCUUUUGGUUUGCAGAUGCUUUGUGCCAGGGAAGGUCACUGCAUGAGAUCCCCCUGAUCAGAAUGCAGCAUUCCCCACUCACCUUGUUUUCUUUGGGUCUUAAUGAAAAUGAUCAGUCCCCUGGUUGGAAGCCUGAUGUCAGGGUUAAGAGCUCUUUAUGGAGAUGGCUUGACCGUGUAACCCCGUACAUUCAGUAAAUACUAAAAAGAAGAGCUGGGCAGAGAACCAGUCCAGCCUCUGGAUUCAUUGGUACCUACUUCCCAGGGAGGGCAGUGGGGUUGGGGUGGUGCCCAGCUGAGGAAAAAGCUAGUUUUGGUGUGGUUUUUCCAUAGACCAGUUCUGGCCUCCUUAGACUGGAUCCUGUAAACCCUGGCUGUGUGGAAGGGCUGGGUAACAAAACCACAUGGACCAGUGGGCUCUGAGCAUAACUGGUGUCCACCUGUGCUUUCAACUGAUACGGUCUCAAGCUGGAGCCUUGAUCGUAAAACACUUGAAAACAUCUAUUUGGCUUACAUGUAAUCUUAAAUCCAAGCUGAAGGAAGCUUUUUUUGUUGUUGUUGACACAACUUCCUAAUUGUGAAAUACUGUGUGUUAUUUUGUCUAAAACAAUGUUUUACCUGUUUCAGAAAGUCUCUCAAUAGCUCUUUUUGGACUUCUCCUUUUUUUUUCAGUUUAGUAUGAAGACUUUUUUCCUAUUAACUAGGACCAUUAGUCUGUGAUGUUCCUUGAAUAAUAAAUUGCAAGGACUUCAGAAGAGAGGGGAUGAUUGCACUGCGGUACAGAAAGUAACAAACAAAUGCAUAAUCUUACCAACUCCCUUGCUUUCUUAUUAGGUGGAUCAGCACAUUAGUAAGUAAAUGGUAGGAAAACCAAUGUUUUUUCUUAAUCAUAUCUUGAAGCAAACAUGUUGAUUUAUUAAUAGUCUGUAUAAUUUCUGUGAAACACUUUGAAAAUCUGGAAUUGUGCUUUGAUUUUUUUUUUUGUUCUGUUUUCAUCUACCCUUUUAUGGAAAUAAUAGGUAUUGGGGGGGGUUACACUGAAGCUCAAUAUUAAGAGGAAUGUUGACAGGACACUUGAACUUGUUCUGCUGUGAGUGUUCACGUUGGCACACCAGCAAGAUUAGUCUUCCGUAAUUUCAUUUCUUUGUACUCAAACUUGACAAAGGCUUCCUUGUGUGUGCUAACGAGGAAGAAUUGUUAAAAUGCCUGGAUGCUAGGAAAUAAUAAAGUCAGUUGGGUUCCAUAUCUAAAUACUUGCCUCGAAACCUGUUAAUUCUGAGAAAUUUGCUUUACACCCAGGUUGUAAGUCUAUGAAGACAGACCAAGAUCAUCAUCAGGUACUUUACUGGCUUAAAAACUUGAUUCCUAACAUUAUCUUGAGAUUUAAAGGUAUGGCCUUUUCCACAAAAAAUAGUUGGUGGCAGUGGAAUAUAAAUGUGAAUGGACCUGGGUGGAUUUGGGUUGGGAUUCUCCAGGUUCCAAAAUGCUUAGCUUCACCCUAAGUCCUGUCACCACUCUGCAGCACUGUCAUAUAAAUUCCUUUAACACCUUUAAAAGUGUUUGUUAGUCACUUCUGCCUGUCGUACAGGCUUUGAGUUGCAUGAAAUGGAAAUGGCACUUUUGGAGCUGCCCUCUAUAAAAUACUGCUCAACAGGAUCAUGUGAGAUCAUGGGGGAAAUCCCAGCUUGUCUCCUUUUGGAUCUUCAUCUUUUGAAGGUCCUGUGUAUUGCAGUAUCUCCCAAACAUGGUGCCUCUCUCAUGCUAUGAACUUACUGUCAUUUAGAAAUAAAAUCAAGUUGGUAUUUGUC